AUGGCAGAUAAUCCAGUUGAUAAAUUAAACAUUCUGAAGGAGCAGUCCAGAAAGGAACGCAAGGCGAGGGUAAAUUGGCAAAGAAAAUGGGGUUACCACUUGGACUUCAAACGAAUAAUCAAGGAGGAAGCCGAAAAACUCGGUUUCACGGAAGAGGAAUUUUACGAGAAAGUUAGUUUCAAGAAACCCCAACCGAAAUAUGAUUCGAUUGGCUGGGAUAUUGAAGAGGCAGGCGGUGUUCCUCGGACAUCUUCAGGAGUGAUUGGAUGGAGAGGUGAUUUGAAGUAUUCGCUCGAAAAAGUUGGACCCAUGUUCGUCAGUCCUCUGCAUACGAUGCCGAAGAAGGAGAAACAGAAUUUCAUAAUUUUAGGAUAGGGGUGAUUUUCGUGACUUGAAUAUUUCGUUUUUUACUUUUAUAAUUACCUUCAUUGACGUAACUAUCACAGGGGUAUAACAUAUCGUGAUUUGAUUGUAGGACCCAUUAUUGUUGCUUUUGGGCAGCCAUCGUCACAAUUUUUUUACGGUGAUAAUCAUGCUAGAAUUGUCAACCACCACAUAGAAAUGCAUGCAUUAAACGAAUUUAUUGACCCGCUGCCUAUACAAAUCAAAAUUGUAUUGAACAUGUUUGGUCUGCAAUGUCACAGCAAUUACACCGCCUAUCCGACCCACUACAGAGCAUUACAACAGCAGUCAAAGCCAAUGCUGACAGACAUUUGAUAAAACGUUCCUCAAACUUUCACUGAUAACCUCAUUGACGCAAUUCAGAAUUAAAUCUUAUUUUCAAAAUGUUACCUAUUUUGAGCAUGAAGAUUCCACCAAGUAGAAUAUUUAUUUGGAUCAUUGUUUCACUAUGUUGUCACUCUAAUGC
Messenger RNA from Coccinella septempunctata (seven-spotted ladybird), 868 nucleotides. RefSeq lists its product as uncharacterized. The transcript is spliced from 4 exons. The record is from RefSeq and is a predicted model, not a curated record. Lineage: Eukaryota; Metazoa; Arthropoda; Insecta; Coleoptera; Coccinellidae. The coding region runs from base 1 to 375 and encodes 124 amino acids.